Vicia villosa (hairy vetch) is the source of this 912-nucleotide messenger RNA. Its product is annotated as ras-related protein Rab11C-like. The record is from RefSeq and is a predicted model, not a curated record. The coding region runs from base 128 to 778 and encodes 216 amino acids. Gene Ontology annotation, molecular function: GTP binding; GTPase activity. NCBI's taxonomy places the organism in Eukaryota, Viridiplantae, Streptophyta, Magnoliopsida, Fabales, Fabaceae. The transcript has 3 exons. Gene Ontology annotation, cellular component: endosome.
CUCUCUACUUUGAAUUUUCAUCCAUGCACCCUUCCUUCAACUUCACCCUAUUUUUCUUUCACCAUCUUUCAACGGUAUCUGGUGGUGUUGAUCGGUUAUUGGAAAUAAAUAAAUAAAGUAAAUUAAGAUGGCGUACAAAGUAGAUCAUGAAUAUGAUUAUCUGUUCAAGAUUGUACUCAUUGGAGACUCUGGUGUUGGAAAAUCCAAUAUACUGUCUAGGUUUACGAGAAAUGAGUUCUGUCUUGAAUCUAAAUCUACCAUUGGUGUUGAAUUCGCUACCAGAACAAUACAGGUAGAAGGAAAGACAGUGAAGGCACAAAUAUGGGACACUGCAGGUCAAGAGAGGUACAGAGCUAUUACAAGCGCAUACUACAGAGGCGCUGUAGGUGCAUUAUUGGUGUACGACAUAACCAAGAGACAAACAUUUGAGAACGUGCAAAGGUGGCUUCGUGAACUACGAGACCACGCCGAUUCCAACAUUGUUAUCAUGUUAGCAGGAAACAAGUCUGAUCUGAACCAUCUAAGAGCAGUAUCAUCUGAUGAUGCUCAAAACUUGGCUGAGAAAGAGACUCUUUCAUUUCUAGAGACUUCAGCAUUGGAAGCCUUGAAUGUUGAGAAAGCAUUUCAAACCAUUUUGUUUGAUAUAUAUCAAAUUCUAAGUAAAAAGGCACUUGCAGCACAAGAAUCAGCUACUAGUACUAGCCUUCCUCAUGGUACUACCAUAAAUGUGUCUAAUAUGUCUGGUAGUGUUGAAAAGAAAUCUUGUUGCUCCAAUUGAUUAUAAGGUGUAAUUUGUAGAAUAUUUUAGGAGGAGCAUGUUUUUCAGGGAAUCCUUCCUUUUUUUACUUGUUGUAUUUGAAACACAUAAUUUACAAGAAAAUAUAGUUGCUACCUUCAAUCGGAUUAGUAACA